AUGGCGAACAUCAAUACCAACCCAAGUCGCUCACGAGCAGAGUUGACUCCGAGUCUUCAAGAACUACUCAACAUAACAGCGCGCUAUGAAGCCGAAAGAAAAAAACGCCUCCGCAAGGACGGCAACGCUCAAUACAUCGAGCCCUCCAAUCUCAGUUCAACCCCAUCGCCAAUUUCCUCCAAUCCAUACUCUCAAUUCUCUAAGGAUCCCUGGGUAGAUCUCGGUAACACAGGGUCCCUAGAGACCAAAUUCCCCUCAAAGCGUACCUCGGUUCUCAUAAUCGGCGCAGGAUGGGGCGGACUCCAAAACGCGAUCCGAAUCAUUACAAUCAGCAAAAUUCCAGCGGCCAAGAUUCGCAUAAUCGACGCAGCUGGUUCCUUCGGUGGGACAUGGUACUGGAAUCGGUAUCCAGGACUGAUGUGUGAUAUCGAGAGUCACAUGUAUCUACCCUACCUCGAAGAAACAGGAUAUAUCCCACGCCACAAAUACGCAUACGGAUCUGAGAUUCGUUCGUACGCAGAGACCGUUGCGCAGAAAUGGGGAUUAACAUCAAGUGCUGUGUUCCAGACUACUGCAACGAAGAUAGUCUGGGAUGAGGAUGAGAAGGAAUGGGCUGUUGACCUUGUUCAACGCGGAACAGAGAUGCAGAUUCGAGCUAGCUUCGUGGUUCUCGCGUCCGGUGUACUUCAUUCGCCUAAGUUGCCUCUUAUUCCGGGGUUGCUGGAAUUCAAGGGAAAGAUGUUUCAUUCAUCGAGGUGGGAUUAUGAAAUUACUGGUGGAUCGGAGAAGGAUCUAUCACUUCAUAAGUUGAAAGGGAAGAGAGUUGCAAUUAUCGGGACUGGUGCUACAGCCGUGCAGAUUGUACCUAUUCUUGCGAAGUGGUGCAAACAUUUAUAUGUUGUCCAGCGGACACCAUCUGCGGUUGAUACUCGGGAUCAACGAAAGACUGAUAUCGAGUGGUUCCAUCAACAUGUUGCGAGUGGUCCUGGAUGGCAGCGAGCGAGGAUCAAGAACUUCCAUCGUCAUCUUGUGCUUGACGAGACCGAGAAACCGGCUAUUAACCUGGUCAAUGAUGGAUGGACUCGCGCACCUGGUUUACUUGGUUUGACGGGUCAUCCAAAUGGACCAAUGACACCAGAUGAAAUUCCAGCAUACAGAGCACGGUUAAUCGAACUGGAUACACCACGCCAGAAUCGUAUCCGAGCUCGUGUGGAUCAGCAAGUGCACGAUCCCAUCAUCGCCGAGAAACUCAAACCCUGGUAUCCAACCUGGUGCAAACGACCUGCAUUUCACGACGACUAUUUGCAGGCAUUCAAUCGGACCAACGUGACACUGAUCGAUACCGACGGCAAAGGAGUCGACGAGAUCAAGCCCGAAGGACUGAUAAUAGGAGAUCGGAAAUAUAACGUGGAUGUGAUCAUUUUCGCAACAGGAUACCAAGCUCCACCCUCUGGAUCGCCAGCCGAAAAAGCCAACAUGACUAUGAUCGGCGUGAACGGGGUAUCCUUGAGUGAGGAAUGGGCUGUGAAAGGUCCAGCAACACUACACGGGGUCCUUGAUGCUAAGUUCCCAAAUUUGUUUCUAUCCGGGCCACAACAAGCAUCCACUAGUGGGAACUACCGGUUCAACCUGGACGAACUCGCCAAGCACACUGCAUAUAUUUUGGCUGAAUGUAAUCGCCGGGCUAAGGGUGCUAAGUUUGCUGUUGCGCCGUCUGUGGAGGCGACGGAGGAGUGGGCGAUGCAGGUUAUAAUGCGUUCAGCACCUUUUGGUGUAAUGGCUGGGUGUACGCCGGGGUACCUUAACCUAGAGGGGGAUAUCGAGAAGGUGCCACCCGAGAAGAGGAUGAUUUUGGCACGGUCUAGUGUUUGGGGGUGGGGGAUUGAGAAUUGGAUAGAUGUUAUUGAGAAGUGGAGGGAUGAGGGAAGCAUGAAGGGGAUUGUGGUGCGUUGA
Messenger RNA from Penicillium malachiteum, 1953 nucleotides. RefSeq names its product flavin-containing monooxygenase. Bases 1 to 1953 code for a protein of 650 amino acids. Gene Ontology annotation, molecular function: oxidoreductase activity. The transcript has a single exon. Lineage: Eukaryota; Fungi; Ascomycota; Eurotiomycetes; Eurotiales; Aspergillaceae. The record is from RefSeq and is a predicted model, not a curated record.